AUGGCGGACCCCCUCUCGGUAUCGGCCAGUAUCGCGGGUAUCAUCAGCCUAGCGGACAUUGUAUUUCGACAUGUAUUUCACUAUGCACGCGCAGCUGCCGGGGCUAAGGAUGAGAUCCAAGCUCUCUCAACCGAAAUCCACGACCUCGGGGGAGUCCUCCGUAAUUUAGACGCCCUUUGUCGCACACUCGAGACUGAGCCCAACCAAGGCUUCGACCCCAGCCUUCGACUUCACUGCCUUUUUCAGAUUCAGGACACAUUCGACAAAAUUGAAAAGAGGCUUAAAAAGUCCACUGAAGCUUUUAAGAAGCGUGCUAAGCUGAAUGAACUUUGGGAGAAACUCAAAUGGCCAUUCUCCAGCUCUGAAACCAAAGAUUUGCUUGCGAAGCUAUCUCGCUACAAAGAAACACUGACUCUUGCGGCCUCUGUGGACACCAUCAACGAGUUGCAAUUGCUUUUGACAAAGCAGAUCGAGCAAGGACAGAAAAUCGAGCAUUUGGACCGUAAAUUGGACGGCAUCAGAGCGUGCGCCGAAAUUCCUCUCAAAAUCAUGUUAGAUGACCGUAAGAGAAACGUCCUUGAUUUCUUCCUCAAACCAGAAACAAACCCCCAGAUCAACCUUGAUCAGAGCAUCAAACUUCGACAUCCCACAACUGGUCGGUGGCUUUCCAAUGAUGAGACCUAUCGAAAUUGGUUUGAUCAUCCUGGGUCCAGGCUGUGGCUCAACGGACUCGCUGGCGGAGGUAAAACAAUUCUGGCUGGAGCCGUGAUCCAAGAUGCUCUGUCAUCCAGUUCAGCCGACGUUGGGGUUGCCUUCUUUUUCUGUGACUAUAAAAAGGAGGCCACCCUCACGCCAGUUAACAUUCUUGGGGGCCUUGCUUCACAACUUGCCCGCCAGCGGGAUGAGUUCUUCGACAUAUUGCAGAAAUAUCGCGAAGAGCUCCAUCCAGUUCGAGGACUGGAUAAGCUGGCUGAUGCAGAUGAACUAAGGGCGCGCCUUUCUUUGAUGGCCGAAAGGCUUAAGAAUUUUAUUGUUGUUGUCGACGGCAUCGACGAGUGUGGAGAUUAUACAUCCGAUGUACUCGAAAUGUUGGUGGAGCUGGCGGAUACAGCCGAGAAUGUGACAAUCGCGUUAUUCAGUCGGCAUGAAGUUGUUAUCCAAGAUUAUCUUCAGAGCUUUGACAAAAUCCCCAUUGCGGCCCACACUGAAGAUCUGCGGGACUAUGUGAGGGCUGAGUUGGAACAGCGGACUCACUCGGGUCGCUUGUCUUUGAACAAUAUGGAUCUAAAAAACGAGAUUGGAGAAGAGCUUGUGAGAAGAGCUAAUGGGAUGUUCCGUUGGGUGGUAUGUCAACUUGACUAUCUCUGUGAGUUUUCCACAGAUGAUGACAGACGCGAAGCUCUGAAGGAGCUGCCCCCAACCCUUCACGAAUCUUACACCAGGUUACUGGUCAGAAUACAUGGAAGACCCCUAAAAGUCAGUAAGAUGGUUCAGAUGUGCCUCCAUUUUAUCGCCUUCUUCCCUUGGGGCUUGUCUAUUCAAGAGCUCUGCCAGGCAGUGUCGGUACCGGAAGGCGUUGGUGUUCCUCUCAGUGAAUCACGCAUGGUUAGCGAAAGAGACAUUUUACGAGAGUGCAGCAGCCUCAUUCGAGUUUCUGCCAAUGGUAAAAGUUUCGAGUUUGCACACUUCACCGUCCAAGAGUUCCUUCAAGACAGUAGCCUGUUGCGAGUUCCAGACCUUGGGGACUUCCAUAUGAGCAAGAUAAAAAGCAACCUGAUCUUGGCUACUCAAUGUGUGAGGUUCUUGCAGUUAAGGAACUUUGACAGGCAACCUUCAAAAACAGAAGAAUGGUGGAACUAUAAAUUGGAGAGGACCACCUCCUAUCCGUUUUAUGAUAAAGCCGCUGUUGCCUGGCCUAUUCUUUCUCGGGAACGGUUAGAAAGCGGAGAGUUACUCGACGCGCUGAAACAGUUGUUUCAUCCUUUCAAAACUUCAUUUUUCCUUCCUUGGGCCGAAGACCUAAUUGACUUUGUAAUGGAGGGAAUGAGCAUAGGGAUUACCAGGUGGCAGCAAUUACAGACAAGGUUUGACGGCGCCCUACAGGGCAGAUACUCUCCAGUCCGGAUCAUAGAAGACGGCAUCAAACCUCUGCAUCUUUCAGCGAUUUUGAAUAUCCCUGAGAUAACAGCUUUUCUUCUUUCAAAGGAGGACAAGACUGUCGUGCAUGCGAAGUCGCGACUUGGUACACCAUUGUACUUGGCAGAAGCAUCCAUCUUAGGCAUUCCCAUCCGACCCAACAACGAUAAGAAGUCAGGCUUCGAUUCUAACCUCUGUGCCGUUGGCCGUCGGCGUAUGGAGACAAUAUCAUACCUUGCUAAGGCUGGCGCGGAUUUUUCUAUGCUGCCGGACGACUCAAGGGUUUUCUCUGAAGCAGGCAUUAUCGGUUCUAUGUUAAAGUCGUUUGACUCAAGCCUUCAAUUAUUAAAGGCGGGGUUUGUGCCAUCUGAUCAUGAUAUUCGGGCAUUUGCCCGCUUCUUGUCCUCAACAAAUUCAAAACCAGAUGAUCACGAGCUAGAAUCAUCCUUUCUUGAGAUUCUAGGUUAUCUUAAGAAUUCACACGCCUACAACUCCACAUGGGGGUUUGAGCUUGGAAAAUGCCUCUGGUCCGCCUGCGUGGAGUCGAAUUUCUCAUUCACGAAACAUCCAGAACUCACAUAUACAAGAAUUUCGUUAUCAGAAGAGACUUUAAUGGACAAAAUAGUCACCGCCAUCAAGAGAGAUGAUGUAGAACAGCUGAGAGUCUGUCUACAAGACCCACGUGCUAGCAUUACCGACAACGGUCAUGGAGGUACCUUGUUACACGAUGCCGUCAAGAAUAGUGCACUGCAUUGCACGCGGCUUCUUCUCAGCCUAAAAAGUAACCCAUCCGCCAGAGACGAGGCAGGUCAAUCACCUGUGUAUUGGUGCCGUCUCUGCGAGGAUGUUGAAAUAUUAAAACUGCUUGUGGAAUAUAACACCGACGUUUUUUCGCAAGAUAACUUGGGCCGAAAUGUUUGGCAUUAUUAUGCUGUCAGGGAAUACUUUCACGUUUCAAUUCUUGAUAUUUUUUUCAAGAUAGACAUGGAAAGAGAGCAUAAUUCUCUCUUGGUGGAAGACACCGAUGGAUUCACUCCAUUAGAACUCUGCUUUGAGGAGCACUUGAAGGAUGAAUACAUUGUUUUGUUCAUUGACUAUUGUGAUCAGAUGCCAAAUUUCUGGCAAGCUCACAGAUGCGUUUUUCCUCUUGCUGCAAGACGGGAGUAUAAAAAUGUCCUCAAGAAGCUUUUGGAGCUGAAUGUCAUCCCGAAGGCAAUAGGGCCAAGCGACAUGAGCCCACUACAUGAGCUGGGGCCAAUGUCAGAUUUAGAAACUGUGACGAUAUUGAAAACCCUCUAUCCUGGAGCAUGUCAACUCAGAGUUGGAGAUCACACCCCGUUGGAAUACUAUCUCAACAACAUCUUAUGCGGAUCGGAAUGCGUAACUUCAGAUGAAGUCUUUAUUCCAGAUAAAGACGUAAUUCAUAGUCUAUACUGCAAACCACUGUCAGAAUCCAGCCAAAUUGGUAGGACAGAAUUGUGGAGGUAUACAUGCAAGCUUUUGACACAAUUUAUCCAAACUUAUUGUCUCUGUACGCACCAUCGCGUUCAAAACCACAACCAAGUCAUUAGCAAAUCGAUUAUCGAAGUAACGAUAGAUCUUGGAGCGAUGAAGGACUAUGAAUCCCAAAUUGCCUUGUCUGGUGUCAAGCUGUUAUUCGAGGCUAUUCUCGAGGUCAGAGGCAAUAUUUCAGCCGUCCAUUAUAAUACCCAAGAGUUCAUAGGCACGAGCACAGUCGAAAAGGCCAUUAGUUCUUCGCAGUACUGGGAGCCCAACAGCCCGUGGGCAAUCGAGUUCUUGCGAGAGGUAAUCAUGUGCGAAGACCUCGCCACCGUCGGAUACCUCUUAGACAGCGGGCUAGAUCUCCAUCAGCGUCUGGGAACAGAGACAACAAUUGAGUACAUCUGUUCAGGAUCGAAUGCAGAAUGGUUAUGUAAUAGUGAGAAGGGAAAGGCGGUAUUCCAAUGCCUUCUAGAUCACUCUAACCCGGAAAAGCUUAAGGACUGGGACUACAGAGGACUGAGUCUCCUCCAUCGAAUUCAAACGGAAUCAGAUAAACCUGGACUUCACUGGUUAAUUCAUAAACUUGCUGAAAUGGGAUUGGAUGUCAAUGUUUUCAAUUCCUCACCAGAAAUGGCAGUACAUGAAAGAGCCCCACCAUUACUCUACCAUAUAUAUCAGAGAUCUCUCUUUUGUGCCUCGGUCUUAUUGGAACUUGGGGCUGAUCCUAAUCUGACUACCCCGGGCCACGAUGAUGGGCGGAACUCCAUUACGCUGGCUGCAUUUCGGGGUUAUACCUCUGUUGUAAAUGCAGCUUUAGCUUCUUCCAAGAAAUCUGGCCUCAAGAUCCGUUGGGGAGCACGCUUUACCAUGGGCCCAAUAAGUACGAAGAAUUCCCAAAUAGAGAACGGUUGCACCGCAAUCCAUGCGGCUUGUAUUAACGGCCAUCUGGACUGUGUCAAGUUUUUCAACGAACAAAGGCUUUUGAGUUUGGAGAGCCUGAAUAGUUCCCAGAAAACCCCCCUUCAUUUUUGUGCAAACGAGGGCUUCCCGGAUAUUGUGAAGUACUUAGUAGCAGCCGGUGUUAAGAUAGAUAGAAAGGAUGCGAACGGUGACACUCCUUUGCAUUUGGCUUCUCGCGAGGGGCAGACUCAAACUGUCAAGUUACUGGUAGAACUUGGCGCAACAGAUGGGAUGAACAAGAGGUUCAAGAGCCCUGCACUGCUUGCUUCAGAGUUUGGCCACCAAGAAAUCGCACAAUUUCUUGACCAGGAAUUUGGCAAGAGGUCGUACGGCGAGCCUCACCAAAUAUCUGCUAUGUCUCAGAUUCAAGAAAAGACGCUGCUCAGCAAAUUGUAUCCAGCAAUCGAAAACGGCAACAUCGAGAGGUGCCGAUUCCUCCUCACAAAAAAUUGCCCGCUAAAUAAGAAAAUGUCACCUUAUAAACGCACCCCCUUGCAAUAUUCCAUCUUCAAGAAUCAGCCAGAAAUUGCCAAGAUGUUCCUCGAUCAUGGAGCAAGCACAUUAAACAAUGUUUGGACGAUCAAGGUCGGGUAUCGACAAUAUACAUGUAACUAUUCGACAACAGAACUUGCAUCCUUACAGAAAAUGCCCAUGUCGUUACUUUCAAGCAUGCUAUCUCGAUUUCUACAUGAAGGCGGGGAUUUUCUGCAGUCCACUGAUUCACUGGGACUAAUUCCCAGCAUCCUCGAGGCCAGGAAUAUUCAGGGUAUGAGAACCGUUUUGAAUUUUUUGAACGAAAACUCCGAGAAAAUUAGUCGACGAAGCCAGUUAGAGCCUCAAGAAGUCAUCCCUUCAAUACUAAAUAAUCUAUACGAUUUGUACCAGGACGGGCGGCUGUCGACCCCUUUGCACUUUGCUACAUCUUGUGACCUAGUCGAGCUAAUGCAACUUCUUCUCGAGAAUGGGGCGAACCCUGACGCUUUGGAUUCAGUUGGCGUUAGUCCAUUAGAGGUGGUGCAGUCGAGCCCGGCGGCACAGCUUUUGAUUGAAUGGGAUGCCUCUGUUCCACCCUCCAUGGUUAUUGCAAACAUGAAAAUUAUCUCAGAGAAGCUAGUAUUCAUCAUGAAGCCAAGAAAUAUUGCGAGCACAUCUCAAAAUGCGUUCAGAAUCACCCUCAAUCAUGUUCUUAGGCGGUCUCUCUCUUGUCAGACUUUCUAUCGGAUGAGCAUCAAUGUCAAAAACUGGGGGUUUCUGCAAGAUUUAGAACUUGUGGGUGUAUCACUACAUGAUCAGAGAUUUGGGGACAUAAGUCUUAUCAAUGCUCUACUCCAUAAUUAUCAAAGGCAAGACUAUUUUCUCAACUCGCCACACCUUCUCGAUCAACUUGAGCCAUUCAACUGGCAGGUAUUGAUAACUGGCUAUAUACCGCCCUUUCUUAAUAAGUUAUUUCGCCACUAUAGCCGACGACUUUCGCGAGACGACUUCCAAAGAUGGGCAAAUCUACAGCCCGAAAAGGGCUGGAGCCCGCUGUGUAGAGCCGCUUUAUUUGGACAUGUUGUCUUGAUCAAAAACUGUCUUUCUCUUGGGGCGGAGAUUGAUUUUGAAGGAUGCCCGCUUGGCUCUGCUCUCAUGGUUGCAAGCACGUGUGGCCAGCUUGAAUCCGUGAAAAUACUUAUUAAGCAUGGUAGUGCAAUAUCCUACACUGGGAAAGAGGGCACAAUGAGCGCCCUUUCAGUAGCUCGAUCCAAGGCCGUACGCCGCUUCCUCCUGGUUGGCCAAUUUCAAGGACCUAAAGCAAUUGGAGACGCAGAUCCCAGAGACAAUAGCUCUGAUGAUAAUAAGAUUAGGUAUUGGAGUGGAAUAGCCCAGGCUCGCUUGAGAUUGGACCCAUAUAUUCAAGACCCAGAGUUAUCUAGGUUGGAAUACGCGAUUGCUCUUAGCAGGAUUAGGGUGGAGAUGAGAGGUCGAGUUGCGAGCAUCAUUGACGGGGUUCAGUACUCUGGGAGCGAUGGUUCUAUAGCUAUGAUCAAGAACGCAGGACCAAAGAUAUACUGGGAGUAA
Messenger RNA from Clonostachys solani, 6660 nucleotides. The record is from the annotation of a GenBank genome assembly. NCBI's taxonomy places the organism in Eukaryota, Fungi, Ascomycota, Sordariomycetes, Hypocreales, Bionectriaceae.